Molecule: messenger RNA, 3275 nt
Organism: Phyllopteryx taeniolatus (common seadragon)
Lineage: Eukaryota; Metazoa; Chordata; Actinopteri; Syngnathiformes; Syngnathidae
Exons: 6
Coding region: 179-910 (243 amino acids)
Biological process (GO): fatty acid beta-oxidation
Cellular component (GO): mitochondrion
Molecular function (GO): 2,4-dienoyl-CoA reductase (NADPH) activity
Source: RefSeq, a predicted model, not a curated record
GCCCGGGAAUGGGCUUCCAUAUCAACGCGCACGUACAUCAUCUAGAACUGGUUCAAAACUCAGUCAGACGGUAUAGGGCGUGGCUUCUGGAACGAUGAGCCGCUCAUUUCCAAGCCACUUUGCUGACAAUUUCGCAACUUGACAGCUUGCGCGGAUCCAGAAGGCGAACUCGACAGUCAUGUCAAAAUCAGACAAAGUGGUGCUGGUUCUGGGGGGAGCAGGGGCAGUCGGCUCUGGGAUCGUGAAAGCGCUGCUGGAUAAAGGUUUCAAAGUUGCAGUGAUCUCGAGAGACAGCAACCGGCUGGAGAAACUGAGAUCAUUCAUCUCUGCCAACGUGAAAGACAGCCUCAUCACAAUAGUGGGGGAUGUGGGCUCAGAAGACGGAGUGGAGCAGGCAAAGCAGGCCCUGCUUGAGAAGGUGGGGAAGAUUACAGAUGUCGUUUCCUCUCUGGGCUUCAGUUGGUGGCAGGGAGGACCCCCGCAUACCCAGACCCUCAAAGAUCUGCACUGGGUCAUUGAGUCAUUACUCUUUAGCACGUUUGUGUCAUGGAAGGCCUUCUUUCCUUUGGUCAAGGAUGAUUCCAAAUGUACCUACACCUUUAUCACAGGGGGAGCAGGAGAGAAGCUUUUGAUGCAUGGUACCGGUUUCCUGACUGUGGGAGCUGCCAGUGCUCUGGCCUUCUGCCAGGUUCUACGAGAGGAGUACUCAGAAUCGCCCUGCAAACUCUACCAAAUGAAGAUUGACACAGGUGUUGCUAGCAUGGAGCGAAUGGCCCCCGGGUACUUGAAUCACCUUGACCUGGGUGAGGCUGUUGCCAAACUGGUGGAACGACAAUACACAUCUCACACUAUCUUUACCAUCAGCUGCCCUGCAGACUUAAAAACUGUUUUUCUGGAUGGAAACUUUUAAAAUGUAAAAACGACACCAUGUUCUCAGUGUUGUCACACAUCUGCAUUUCUACUGCAAUUACUCUUACUUUUAACGCCUUAGAAAUAGAUCUAUUCUGCUUGUUGUAUUUGCAACUGUUUUGUAACAUAGUUAGUUGUGUGCAAGAUAAAUAAAAUAUAAAUAUAAAAAAUACUCCAAUACCUGAAAUCAUUACUUUAAAGACAGAUGACGUUGCACAAUUUAUUAUCAGUAUAAAGGAGGUCAGAUAACAGAUUGAGCAGUGGAGCCAGAGUGGAGCUCAAUGGCUUUACACCACAUCACGUGCAGUCGAGUCAAGACGAUUGUCAUACGUGUAAGAUACGUUUUCCAUCACAACUGCACAAAGGCUUUUUUUAAAUAAUCGUUACAUUUACAGUUAUGUCCACGGUCCAAAUAUUAAGUAUGAAGGAAUAUUAUGGAACUUCUUCAAUCACAUCUUAAUCUUGAGAAUUGAUCAAUCCGGUGACAAAGGAUCAGGAGGACAAGUACAAAAAUAAACUAACGUGGGGUAUUAUGAGAACAACACGAAAAGACUAUUUGAAUAAGCUGUUACAAAAGCCCCCUCCUUGAGCCGUCACCUUGUCGUGGUGGAGGGGUUUGUGUGUCCCAGUGAUCCUAGGAGCUAAGUUGUCUGGGGCUUCACGCCCCUGGCAGGGUCACCCGUGACAAACAGCUCCUAGGUGAGGGACCAGACAAAGCAAGGCUCCAAAAACCCCUAUGGUGAAUACAAUAAAUGGAUAUAGGUUUCCCUUGAGGCGGCACGGUGCACGACCGGUUAGAGCGUCUGCCUCACAGUUCUGAGGACCCGGGGUUCAAUCCCCGGCCCCGCCUGUGUGGAGUUGGCAUGUUCUCCCCGUGCCUGCGUGGCUUUUCUCCGGGCACUCCGCUUUCCUCCCACAUCCCAAAAACAUGCAUGGCAGGUUAAUUGCCGACGCUAAAUUGCCCGUAGGUGUGAAUGGUUGUUUGUUUGUAUGUGCCCUGCGAUGGGCUGGCAACCAGUUCAGGGUGUACCCCGCCUCCUGCCCGAUGAUAGCUGGGACCCUAGUGAGGAGAAGCGGCUCAGAAAAUGGAUGGACGGAUGGUUUCCCUUGCCUCGACGCGGGGUACCGGGGCCCCCCUCUGGAGCCAGGCCCGGAGGUGCCGUGUGCCGCUUCUACCUCUUGGUGCCAAUUAAGCCUAGGGCAUGGAGUUCAAUGCCUGGAUCACAUGAUGUUGAAAAAAUACCCCGGAAAGAUGACGGAAUCACGUUGGUGUGAAAGGUUCCUACAAUACACUGACCUUUCCUAUGUUCGAAAGGAAGCCCUUUUUAUCUCUUUCUGAUCAUAUGACACAUUCCACAAAGCAAAAAUUCAAGUAUAAAUGGCACAUAUUUCAGCCCAUACCCCUGAUCUACAUUAACACAGUAGUAAUUACAUUAGCCAUUUGUAGGAAAAACACUUGAAAAGAAUCCAAUGGAAAAAGACCGAAGACCCUCUUUCAUUUUUUACUAGCUGUUCGCAAGCAGCCCAUUUUGGCUCCCAACCCACCAGUUGAGAAUGAUUGGUCUAGGGCGGAUUCGCAAGCUACAGCAAAUGGCAGAGAUGCAUUUCAAGUUUAGAAUUGCCUGAGGAAAUUUAGCUUCCGUGGACGUUACCGUGCCGUGUGAAAAAAAGUAGCUUCACAUCUGAAAAGGUAUUUGAACAUUAGGAGCAAGCUACUGGGAAAUGUGGUUCAACUAGCAACAUAGCUACUGCCUAACUGAAUCUGUACGAGACAUGAGUGACACACAACGCAUACAACGUUCACACUGUGUGAGAGAAAGAACAUCUGAGUGUUCUGUGUGGAUGCUGUGAACUGUGAACUGAUUUGUUCAUGAACAGAGGUUCCACUUAUGAAACAGGCAGGAGGAGUUUGACACAUUAACGUGGCUCGAGCGUGACUGUCCCGUUCACAGACACGAGCACCGACCCCGCCGUCUGUCUAUUUAGGGCAAAUUGUCCCAUUCGAUAAAUAGAAGUUGGGGGGGCAACCCAAAUCGGAGUACAAGAGGGAGCAUUGUUGCCAUUGUUUAUCCGCGCCCGUGCCAUCUGAGCAAGUGUUCACGUGUUACGCCGAUGUCUGUGCUCGGAGUUUGAGCGAGGAUUCCCGAGAUGAGGAGUCGCUGAACAAAAAUACAAUGACCAAAUGAUGUCGGGGGAAUAGCAAUAUCACAACACAUUUCAUCCAAGGGUUCUGUCUUCUUGAUAGGGGCUACAGACACACACACACACACACCGUGUUGGGAACAUUUUCUCUGGAAAUCUUGUUGAAAAUCGAAUGGAAAUGUAACCAUAGAUUAACCACAUUUGUUCUUGUUGUGGAAAUAAUA